Molecule: messenger RNA, 231 nt
Organism: Ochotona curzoniae (black-lipped pika)
Lineage: Eukaryota; Metazoa; Chordata; Mammalia; Lagomorpha; Ochotonidae
Product: sperm-associated antigen 11-like
Exons: 2
Coding region: 1-231 (76 amino acids)
Biological process (GO): antimicrobial humoral immune response mediated by antimicrobial peptide
Cellular component (GO): extracellular region
Source: RefSeq, a predicted model, not a curated record
AUGAAGGUUCUCUUUCUUUUUGCUGUUUUCUUCUGCUUGAUUCAAACAAGCCCAGGAGAUAUUCCACCUGGGAUUAGGAAUAGCAUCUGCCUCAUGCAACAUGGAACCUGCAGACUUUUUUUCUGCCGUUCUGGUGAGAAGAAGGGAGACAUUUGCUCAGACCCCUGGAACAGAUGCUGCACUUUAAACACUGCAGAAGGCAAGCCCAGGCUGCUGAGCACAAGCCCCUGA